GACAGACAGCCUCCCGGUUCACAUCACAACACACGGCGUCCUGUAGGGGGAUGGGGGGCACCUAGCCCGCCAGUUCACAAACUAACCCGAUUUCCUAGAAGCGGAGAGGGCUAACGGCAAGAUGGUAUCGUGGAUAAUUUCAAGGAUAGUUGUCCUUGCCUUUGGGACACUCUACCCAGCAUACUCCUCGUACAAGGCAGUCAAAACGAAGAAUGUGAAGGAAUAUGUGAAGUGGAUGAUGUACUGGAUAGUAUUUGCGUUGUUCACUACAGCAGAGACGGCCACAGACCUGCUCCUAUCAUGGUUUCCAUUUUACUUCGAGCUGAAAAUUGCCUUUGUGAUCUGGCUCCUGUCCCCAUACACAAAGGGCUCCAGCGUCCUGUACCGCAAAUUUGUCCACCCAACCCUGUCCAACAAAGAGAAGGAGAUAGAUGAGUACAUAGCACAGGCCAAAGACAGGAGUUACGAGACCAUGAUGCGGUUUGGGAAGAGGGGUCUCAAUCUGGCUGCUAAUGCUGCUGUCACCGCAGCAACCAAGGGACAGGGAGUGCUGUCAGACAAGCUGCGGAGUUUCAGCAUGCAGGACCUGACUCUUAUCAAUGCUGAGGACGACAUGGUUCUGCGCACUUCAGAUACUCGCAUGCGACGGGACCCAAUGGAUGAGAUGGGCUCAGGGGCCAGCACGCUUCCCCGGACCAAGAGCACUGCAGCACGACAGACUCGCUCUUUGGCAGCCACAUCCCUCGCUGACGAAACCUCAUCCCAACACAGUUCUGACCUAUCAGACACAAGGACUGAACACUCUGACGAAGAUGCGGGAGAUAAAGCCCCCAAGCGCGCUACCAGCGUCAAGGCAACCAAGAAACCUGUUGCUGCUAAGACAGAGACUCAAACCAAGACAGUGAAGAAGCCAGCAAAGAAAAAGACCACGACGACUAAUGCAGAGACGCCACCAUGAGGCCUGCGGUCCACAUCCACUGGCCUACACUCUCUCCACCCACAGCCUGCAGACCUUCUUCUUCUGUUUGGUCUUCACACAAACACACAGACACUAUCAUUAUAUCAAGCAACCAAAUUGCGUCACUGUUGC
Scomber japonicus (chub mackerel) is the source of this 1090-nucleotide messenger RNA. It is a transcript of the gene reep2, whose product is annotated as receptor accessory protein 2. NCBI's taxonomy places the organism in Eukaryota, Metazoa, Chordata, Actinopteri, Scombriformes, Scombridae. The record is from RefSeq and is a predicted model, not a curated record. Gene Ontology annotation, molecular function: microtubule binding; taste receptor binding. The coding region runs from base 122 to 958 and encodes 278 amino acids. Gene Ontology annotation, cellular component: endoplasmic reticulum tubular network; cytoplasmic microtubule; endoplasmic reticulum membrane. Gene Ontology annotation, biological process: endoplasmic reticulum tubular network organization. The transcript has 8 exons.